AUGAAAUUUUUAAGUCUACAACUAAUAAUAUUCAUUUCAACCCUAAUACUGGUCAAUUCUUAUCAAUUAUAUUGUAAAUGUCAAUGUAAUGGAGCUAAAGCUAUAAUAACAAAAGUAGAUAAAUGUGGUGAAUGUACAAAAGAAUAUUGUUUAUCAGAACAACCAAAAUUAUGUGAAAUUGAAAAUAAUAUGAAUGAUGAAAAUAAAGAAGAAGAAGACGCAGGUGAUGACAAUAGUUCAGGUAAGAUUACUAAACCUAAGGAAACUAGUGAAGAUAUCAUAAUAAGUUGUUAUCAAGUUGAAUCAUUAAAAGAUGGUAUUAUUGUAUAUUCAUUUUUUGGAAUAAUUUUAGCAUUAAUGAUUAGAUUGUUUUAUAGUUCAUUUAGAGGUUAA
Lodderomyces pseudojiufengensis is the source of this 393-nucleotide messenger RNA. RefSeq lists its product as uncharacterized. Bases 1 to 393 code for a protein of 130 amino acids. The transcript has a single exon. The record is from RefSeq and is a predicted model, not a curated record. NCBI's taxonomy places the organism in Eukaryota, Fungi, Ascomycota, Pichiomycetes, Serinales, Debaryomycetaceae.